Messenger RNA from Callithrix jacchus (white-tufted-ear marmoset), 11910 nucleotides. The record is from RefSeq and is a predicted model, not a curated record. NCBI's taxonomy places the organism in Eukaryota, Metazoa, Chordata, Mammalia, Primates, Cebidae.
CUCGGAUAGGCCCAAAGCGAGGCUGAGACUCCGACGGUGGCCGGCGGGGCUCUCGAGGCUUCGGAGCGGAGGGUCGGGUUUGCAGCGUGGGACGCGGCAGCCGCAGUGCCGGGGAGUAGCGGAGCGGCUGGGCCCCAGGGACAUGGCGGCGGUCUCCGCGGUGUCGGCACUGCUGGCGGCGGCGGCGGAGAGGAACCGGUGGCAGCGUCUCCCGAGCCUGCUCCUGCCGCCGAGGACAUGGGUGUGGAGGCAAAGAACCAUGAAGUACGCAACAACCACAGGAAGAAACAUUACAAAGGUCCUCAUUGCAAACAGAGGAGAAAUUGCCUGCAGGGUGAUGCGCACAGCCAGAAAACUGGGUGUACAGUCCGUGGCGGUUUAUAGUGAGGCUGACAGGAAUUCCAUGCAUGUAGAUAUGGCAGACGAAGCAUAUUCCAUUGGCCCUGCCCCCCUCCAGCAGAGCUACCUUUCUAUGGAGAAAAUCAUUCAAGUGGCGAAGACCUCUGCUGCACAGGCUAUCCAUCCAGGAUAUGGCUUUCUUUCAGAAAAUAUGGAAUUUGCUGAACUUUGUAAGGAAGAAGGAAUUAUUUUUAUAGGUCCUCCUCCAUCGGCAAUUAGAGACAUGGGUAUAAAGAGCACAUCCAAAUCCAUAAUGGCUGCUGCUGGAGUACCUAUUGUGGAGGGUUAUCAUGGUGAGGACCAAUCAGACCAGUGCCUGAAGGAACAUGCUGGGAGAAUUGGCUAUCCUGUCAUGAUUAAAGCUGUCCGGGGUGGAGGAGGAAAAGGAAUGAGGAUCGUUAGAUCAGAGCAAGAAUUUCAAGAACAGUUAGAAUCGGCACGAAGAGAAGCCAAGAAGUCUUUCAGUGACGAUGCUGUGCUGAUCGAGAAGUUUGUAGACACACCGAGGCAUGUAGAAGUCCAGGUGUUUGGGGAUCACCAUGGCAAUGCUGUGUACUUGUUUGAAAGAGACUGUAGUGUGCAGAGGCGACAUCAGAAGAUCAUCGAGGAGGCCCCAGCGCCUGGCAUUAAACCUGAAGUAAGAAAACAGCUUGGAGAAGCUGCAGUCAGAGCUGCUAAAGCUGUAAAUUAUGUUGGAGCAGGGACUGUGGAGUUUAUUAUGGACUCGAAACAUAAUUUCUAUUUCAUGGAGAUGAAUACAAGGCUGCAAGUGGAACACCCUGUUACAGAGAUGAUCACAGGAACUGACUUGGUGGAGUGGCAGCUUAGAAUUGCAGCAGGAGAAAUGAUUCCUUUGAGCCAGGAAGAAAUACCUCUGCAGGGCCAUGCCUUCGAAGCUAGAAUAUACGCAGAAGAUCCUAGCCGUAACUUCCUGCCUGGGACUGGACCACUGGUGCACCUCUCUACCCCGCCAGCAGACCCUUGCACUAGGAUUGAGACUGGAGUACGGCAAGGAGAUGAAGUUUCUGUGCAUUAUGACCCCAUGAUUGCGAAGCUGGUCGUGUGGGCGGCAGAUCGCCAGGCGGCGUUGACAAAACUGAGGUACAGCCUUCAUCAGUACCAUAUUGUUGGACUGCACACCAAUAUCAACUUCUUACUUAACCUCUCUGGCCACCCAGAGUUUGAAGCUGGGAACGUGCACACUGACUUCAUCCCUCAGCACCACAAAGAGCUGCUGCCCAGUUGGAAGGCUGCAGCCAAAGAGACUUUAUGCCAGGCAGCCCUGGGCCUCAUCCUCAAGGAGAAGGCCAUGACCGACGCCUUCACUCUCCAGACACAUGAUCGGUUCUCUCCAUUUUCAUCUAGCAGUGGAAGAAGACUGAAUAUCUCUUAUACCAGAAACAUGACUCUUAAAGACGGCAAAAACAAUAUAGCCAUCGCUGUAACAUAUAACCAUGAUGGGUCUUACAACAUGCAGAUUGAAGAUAAAACUUUUCAAGUCCUUGGUGAUAUUUACAGCAAGGGAGACUGCACUUACCUGAAAUGUUCUGUUAAUGGAGUUGCUAGUACGGUUAAGCUGAUUAUCCUGGAAAACACUCUUUACCUAUUUUCCAAGGAAGGAAAUAUUGAAAUUGACAUUCCAGUCCCCAAAUACUUAUCUUCUGUGGGCUCAGAAGGAACUCAGGGAGGCCCCUUAGCUCCUAUGACUGGAACCAUUGAAAAGGUGUUUGUCAAAGCUGGAGACAAAGUGAAAGCUGGAGAUUCCCUAAUGGUUAUGAUCGCCAUGAAGAUGGAGCAUACCAUAAAGGCUCCAAAGGAUGGUACAGUAAAGAAAGUGUUCUACAGAGAAGGUGCUCAGGCCAGCAGACACACUCCAUUAGUCGAGUUUGAGGAGGAAGAACCGGACAAAAGGAACUCGGAAUAAACUCCUGCAAGGAAAUGGGUCUCACUCUGUCGCCCAGCCUGGAGUGCAGUGCUGUGAUCAUGGCUCACUGUAACCUCCGCCUCCUGGGUUAGCGAUCCUCCCACCGGAGCCUCUCUAGUGAUUAGGACUUCUACAGGUAUACACCACCACACCAGCUAAUUUUUUCAUUUUUUUGUGUAGAUGAGGUUUUGCCACAUAGCCCAGGCUGGUCUCAAACCCUUGGGCUCAAGUGAUCCACCUACCUCGGCCUCCCAAAGUGCUGGGAUUACAGGAAUGUGCCCUUGUGCCCAGCCCUCCAUUUUUUAAGCCUAGAACAUUCACACUGGGUCAAUAUCCCAAGUUUGUGACCCUAAACAGGGUCCUGAAGGAGAGGAUACUGAUGGAUAUGUGUCAUGUUUUGUGGCACUCAGUAUGAGCAAUUGAAAACCCUUGCUGUGAGACAAGGCACUGAGUAGAUGGAGAGAAGACACAAAAACGGGGCUGAAGCAGGAAAAAGCUGGAAACCUUACACAAGGCCAAGCACACCUGGAUCAUUCCUGGCCCCAAGAGCUCUGGGGGAAUGGGUGAGUUGAACUGGCCAGGAGCAACCCACUCUCACCAUGGGCCUCAGGAUCCCUGGCAGGAGAAGGCCCCUCGACCACUACAGACACUCAAUUUGGCAGGGUGAGGUGCUUAGAGAAGUGGUAGGGGCAGCACACAUGCUGAUGUGGAGCCCAGAGGGUUUCAUAUGGAAGCAUCUGUAGCACAGCACGGCCAGGAAUGUCCAUCCCCCUAGAUUCAACUUGCUCCUAUAGGAGACUUUUGCUUUAGGGGAACUGAUGGACAUGAAUUCUGCAGGGUGGUCUUGUCCAUUAGACAGGGCCAGUUGGCCCUGGGCACCCCUUGGUCUGCUGGCACUGUCUGAUGGGCCCCAGCCUGGCCGGCUUGCAAGUCAGCUUCAGGUGCCGAGGGCCAACACCAUAGCUUCCGUUCUGGUGGACUGUGCUUGACUGGUGGAGAGCUGCAGAGGGGUGGUCCCUACAGCCACACACCAGCCCACACACUCCCUCCCCAAACUGCAGCUUCCCCAGGGUCCACAGCAGCUCCCACAUCGCUUUGCUGGCCCAUGUCUGCACGGGGGGUUUUUCAUUCCUUGCCCUGCCAGCAUGGGAGUGCAGCCACCUCCCAAUCCCCAACUGAUCACCAUUGCAGACAGAGCCUUGGCAAACACAGAGCCAGCCAGCUUGGCCCCUGUCAGCACCACACCCUUGCACUAACACUGUGCAGAGAACAGCAGAUCGUCCUCCACCCUAAGUGACCACUCUUGUUUGUGGGGCACAGAGAAGGUACCCAGAUCUGUACCUGCCAGCACCCUGCCCCAGAGCUGACACCACCUCCAGCACAGACACAGUCACCAGCGGAGGCCCUCUGCACAUCCCCAGCUGUGUAGCCUCCACCACUGUGGUGACUGCCUGCAGGGAGGCAGACACCUGACACCUGCUAGAUCUCUACCACAGCUGCCACUACCACUGCUACUGGCGUGUGCAAAUGAGGAUGGAUCUGCUGUCACUGCACUAUUAAACGCUUUGGCUGACACCAUCCAUCAGAGUGUAGUGACCAUCAGUUCAUGAGCACCUCGCCCCAUAGCCACCUCCCCACUCCCCGUCCCCCACAACAGUGCAGUGGAUUCCUAACCUUGAAGCCAGAGAACAAAGUCAGGGCCCAAUAGAAGUCUCCCAGAGUUAGAGCAUGCAGUCUGGGAGUUGGGAGCUGAGCACUGGGCCCCUAAUCUUCCAGAAACAAAGCCAGUCAGCUGAAUCCACCUUAUACCACAGUCACUUCCUCCAGGUCGUCAAAUAGAAUAAAAGAAAAAAACACCCAAAGGUCAGCAGCCUCAAAGAUUGAAUGAAGAUAAGGCCACAAAUAUGAGAAAGAAUUAGUGCAGGAAUCCUGACAGCUCAAAGAGCCAGAGUACUUCCUUUCCUCCAAAUGACAGCAUCCCCUCUCCAGCAAGGGUUCUAAACAAGGCUGAGAUGGUAGAAAUGUCAGAAAUAGGAUUCAGAAUAUGGAUAGGAAUGACGAUCAUUGAGCUGCAGGAAUAUGUUGAAACCCAAUCCAAGAAAGCUAAAAAUCAUAAUAAAACAAUGCAGGAACUGACAGACAAAAUAGCCAGUAUAGAAAAGAAUAUAACUGAUCGGAUAGAGCUGAAAAACAUACUACAGGAAUUUCAUAAUGCAAUCACAAGUAUUAAUAGCAGAAUAGACCAAGCAGAGGAAAGAAUCUCAGAGCUUGAAGGCUGGCUUUCUGAAAUAAGACAGUCAGACAAGAAUAGAGAAGCAUGAAUGAAAAGGAAUAAACAAAAACUCUGAUAAAUAUAAGAUUAUGUAAAAGUGACCAAAUCUAUGACUCAUUGCUGUCCUUGAAAGAGAUGGGGAGAAUGCAAACAACUUGGAAAACAUAUUUCAAGAUCUCAUCCAUGAGAACUUUCCCAACCCAGCUAGAUAUUACUACUGACCCCAUAAAAGUACAAGUAACCAUCAGAAAACAUUAUGAACACCUCUUUGCACAUAAACUACAAAAUCUAGAAGAAACGGAUAAAUUCCUGGACACAUAUACCUUCCCAAGACUGAACCAGGAAGAAACUGAAUCCCUGAGCAGACCAAUAACAAGCUCUGAAAUUGAGUCAGUAAUGAAUAGCCUACCAACAUUCAAAUUUAGGAAAUGUGGAGAAUCCCAGUAAGAUACUUCACAAGAAGUUCAUCCUGAAGACACAUAUAAUCAUCAGAUUCUCCAAGGCUGGAAUGAAAGAAAAAAAUGUUAAAGGCUGGUAGAGAGAAAGACCCAGGUCAACAACAAGGGAACUCUAUCAGACUAAUAGUAGACCUCUCAGCAGAAAUCUUACAAGCCAGAAGAGAUUUGGGGGGAGCCAAUAUUCAAUAUUCUUAAAGAAAUUUCAACCCAGAGUUUCAUAUCUGGCUAAACUAGGCUUCAUAAGCAAAGGAGAAAUAAGAGCCUUUUCAGACAUGCAAAUGCUGAGGGAAUUUGUUACCACUAGACCUGCCUUACAAGAGCUCCUGAAAGAAGCACUAAAUAUGGAAAGGAAAGACCAUUACCAGCCACUUCAAAAACACACUGAAGGACACAGACCAGUGACACUAUAAAGCAAUCAUGUAAACAAGUCUACAAAAUAGCCAGCUAACAUCAUGAUAACAGAAUCAAAUCCACACAUAUCAGUAUCAACCUUGAAUGUAGAUGAGCCAAAUGUCCCAAUUAAAAGGUACAAAGUGGCAAGCUGGGUAAAGAAUCAAGACUCAUUGAUGUGCUGUCUUCAAGAGACCCAUCUCACAUGUAAUGAUGCUCACAGGCUCAAAAUAAGAGGAUGUGGAAAACAAGCAAGUGGAAAACAGAAAAAAGCAGGGGUUGCAAUCCUAGUUUCAGACAAAACAGACAUUAAACCAAGGAAGGUCAAAAAAGACAAGGACAUUACAUAACGGUAAAAGGUUAAAUUCAACAGGGAAAUCUAACUAUCCUAAAUAUAUAUGAACCCAACACAGUAGCUCCCUGAUUCAUAAAACAAGUACUUAGAGGCUUUCAAAGAGCCUUAAACUUCCACAUAAUAAUAGUGGGAGACUAUAAAUCCUGCUGACAAUAUUAGACAGAUCAUUGAGACAGAAAAUUAACAGAUAUUUAGGACCUGAACUUGGCGGUGGAUCAAAGGGAGUUGAUAGACAUCUACAGAACUCUCUACCCAAAAACAACCAAAUAUACAUUCUUCUCAUCACCACAUGGCAAAAGAACUGAAAUCGUAAUAACCAAUUUCUCAGGUCACAGUGCAAUUGAAUUAGAAAUCAAGGCUAAGAAAUUCACUCAAAACCAUGCAAUUCCAUGGUAUUUGAAUAACCUGCACCUGAAUGACUUUUGGGUAAAGAAUGAAAUUAAGGCAGAAAUUGGCCGGGCACAGUGGCUCACGCCUAUAAUCCCAGCACUUUGGGAGGUCGAGGUGGGUGGAUCAUGAGGUCAAGAGAUUGAGACCAUCCUGGUCAACGAGGUGAAACCCCGUCUCUACUAAAAAUACAAAAAUUAGCUGGGCAUGGUGGCGUGUACCUGUAGUCCCGGCUACUCGGGAGGCUGAGGCAGGAGAAUUGCUUGAACCCAGGAGGCAGAGGUUGCGGUGAGCCGAGAUCGUGCCAUUGCACUCCAGUCUGGGUAACAACAGUGAAACUCUGUCUCAAAAAAAAAAAAAAAAUUAAGGCAGAAAUCAAGAAGUUAUUUGAAACUAAUGAGAACAAAGAUACAUCAGAAUCUCUGAGGCACAGCAAAGACAGUGUUAAGAGGGAAAUGUAUAGAACUACAUGCCUAUAUAAGGCUGAGCAUGGUGGCUUACACUUACAAUCCCAGCACUUUGGGAGGCUGAGGCAGAGAGAUCACUUGAGCUCAAGACCAGCCUGGCCAACAUGGUGAACACUGUCUCUGCUAAAAAUACAAAAAAAUAGCCAGGCAUGGUGGUGUGCACAUGUAGUCCCAGCUAAUCGAGAGGCUGAGGCAGAAGAAUCACUUGAACCUGGGAGGUGGAGGUUGCAGUGAGCUAAGGUCAUGCCACUGCACUCCAGCCUGGGCAACAAAGUGAGACUCCAUCUCAAAAAAAAAAAAAAAAAUAGGAAUUAAAUGCCCAUAUCAAAAAGUUAGAAAAAUCUCAAUUUGAUGACCUAACAACACAGCUAAAAGAAUUAGAGACCAAGAGCACAGCAAUCCUAAAGCUAGCAGAAAACUAAGAACCAAAAUCAGAGCUGAACUGAAAGAGAUUCAGACAUGGAAAACUGCUCAAAAGAUAAUUAAUCCAGGAGAUUUUUUUUAAAAUAGACUACUAGCUAGACUAAUAAAGAAGAAAGAAUAAAUAAAGAGAGAAGAUUCAAAUAAACACAGUCAGAGCCGAGCAUGAUGGCUCAUGCUUGCAGUCCCAGCACUUUGGGAAGUCAAGGUAGGCAGAUAACUUGAGAUCAGGAGUUCAAACCAGUCUGACCAAUGUGGUGAAACCCCAUCUCUAAUAAAAAUACCAAAAUUAACUGGGCAUGCUGGCAUGUGCCUGUUAUCCCAGCUACUCAGGAGGCUCAGAUAGGAGAAUCACUUGAAGCCGGGAAAUGGAGGUUGCCAUGAGCCAAGGUCAUACAACUGCACUCUAGCCUGGGCAACAGAGUGGGACUCUGUCUUAAAAAAUAAACAAAUAAACACAAUCAGAAAUGUCAAAGAGGAUAUUACUACUGACCUCAUAAAAGUACAAAUAACCAUCAUAAAAUAUUAUGAACACCUCUAUGCACAUAGACUACAAAAUCUAGAAGAAACAGUUAAAUUCCUGGACACAUAGACCUUCCCAAGACUGAACCAGGAAGAAACCGAAUCCCUGAGCAAACCAAUAACAAGCUCUGAAAUUGAGUCAGUGAUGAAUAGCCUACCAACCAUAAAAAGCCCUCACCAGAUGGAUUCACAGCUAGAUUCUGCCAGCUGUACAAAGAAGAGCUGGUACCAUUCCUGCUGAAACGAUUCCAAAGAAAUUGAGGAGGAGGACUCCUCUCUAACUCAUUCUUUAAGGCCAGCAUCAUCCUGAUACCAAACCCUUGGAGAGACACAACAAAAAGAAGAAAACUUCAGGCCAGUAUCCUUGAUGAACAUUGAUGCAAAAAUCCUCAACAAAAUAUUGGCAGCAACUCAAAAAUUACCCACCACAGUCAAGUAGGCUUUAUCCCUGGGAUGCAAGGUUGGCUCAAUAUUAUUUAAGUCAAUAAAUGCAGUUGACAUAAACAGAACCAAAGACAAAAACCACAUGAUUAUCUCAAUGGGUGGAUAAAAGGCUUUCAGUAAAACUCAACACCCAUUCAUGUUAAAACUUUUGACAAAUUAGGUAUUGAAAGAACACACCUCAAAAUAAUAAGAGCAUCUAUGACAAACCCAGAGCCAACAUCAUACUGAAUGGGCAAAAGCUGGAAGCAAUCCCCUUGAAAACUGGUACAAGAAUGCCCUCUCCCACCACUUGAAUUCAACAUAGUAUUGGAAGUUCCGGCCAGGACAAUCAGGCAAAAGAAGGAAAUAAAGGACAUCCAGAUAGGAAGAGAGGAAGUCAAAUUAUCCCUGUUUGCAGAUGACGUGAUCCUAUGUGUAGAAAACCACAUAGUCUCUGACCAACAUCUCCUUAGGCUGAUUUAAAAAAAACUUCAGCAAAGUCUCAGGAUACAACAUCAAUGUGCAAAAUGACUAACAUUCCUAUACACCAACAACAGUCAAGCUGAGAGCCAAAUCAGAAAUGCAAUUCCAUUCACAACUGCCACAUGCAAAAAAUAAAAUGACUAGGGAUACAGCUAAUCGGGGAGGUGAAAGAUCUCUACAAGGAGAACUACAAAACACUGCCCAAAGAAAUCACAGAUGAUACAAAAAGAAAAACGUUCCAUGCUCAUUGAUAGGAACAAUCAAUAUAAUUAAAAUGGCCAUACUGUCUAAAGCAAUUUAUAGAUUAAUUGCUAUUUCUAUUAAAUUACCAUUGACAUUCUUUGCAGAACUGGAAAAAACUAGCAUGCAACAGUAGCCCCAGCUACUUGGGAGGCUGAGGAAGGAGAAUUGCUUGAACCUGGGAAGUGGAGGUUGCAGUGAGCCAAAAUGGUGCCACUGCACUCCAGCCUGGGUGACAGAGUGAGAUUCUGUCUACAAAAAGAAAAAGAAAAAACUAGAAAAAAACUUUUAUUUUAUUAUUAUUAUUAUUUGAGACAGAAUCUCGCUCUUUCCCCAGGUUGGAAUGCAGUGCUGUGAUUGGCUCACAGCAACCUCCAACUCCCUGGUUCAAGUGAUUCUCCUGCCCCAGCCUCCCGAGUAGCUGGGAUUACAGGUAUGCACCAUCAUGCCUAGCUAUUUUUUGUGUUUUUUUAGUAGAGAUGGGGUUUCACCAUGUUGGCCAGGAUGGUCUCAAUGUCCUGACGUUGUGAUCCACCCGACUCAGCCUCCCAAAGUGCUGGGAUUAUAGGCGUGAGCCACCACACCCGGGUGCAAACUAUUUUGAAAUUCAUACAGAACCAAAAAGCCCAAAUAGAUGAGGCAAUCCUAACCAAAAAGAACAAAACUGGAGGCAUCAAUUUACCAAUCUUCAAACUAUACUACAGGGCUACAGUAAUCAAAACAGCAUGGUACUGUUAGGAAAACAGAAACAUAGACCAAUAGAACAGAAUAGAAAGCCCAAAAAUAAGACCACAAACCUACAACUAUCUGAUCUUCAAUAAACUUGACAAAAACAAGCAAUGGGGAAAGGAUUCCCUAUUCAAUAAAUGGUAUUGGGAUAACUGGUUAGCCAUAAGCAGAAGAUUGAUACUGGACCACUUCCUUGCACCAUAUACAAAAAUUAACUCAAGAUUGAUUAAAAACUUAAAACCCAAAACCAUAAAAAUCUUAAAGACAACCUAGGUGACACCGUUCUGGACAUCAGAACGGGCAAAGAUUUAAUGACAAAGUUGCCAAAAGCAAUUGUGAUAAAAGCGAAAAUUGACAAAUAGGAUCUAAUAAAACUAAAGAGCUUCUGCACAGCCGAGGAUACUCUCAACAGAAUGAACAGACAACAGAAGGGGAGAAAAUUCUUGCAAAUUAUGCAUCUGACAAAGGUCUAAUAUCCAGCAUCUAUAAGACACAUAAAUUUACAAGAAAAAAAAUUAAAAAGUGGGCAAAGAACAUGAACAGACACUUUUUAAAAGAAGACACACAUGCAACCAAAAAUCAUAUGAAAAAAAGCUCAGCAUUGCUGAUCAUUAGAGAAAUGCAAAUCAAAACCACAAUGAGAUACGGUCUCACACCAGUCAGAAUAGCUAUUAUUAAAAAGUCAAAAAAUAACAGAUGCUGGUGAGUAUAUAGAGAAAAAGAAAUGCUUAUGCACUGUUGGUGAAAGUUUAAAUUAGUUCAGCCAUCGUGGAAAAACAAUGUGAUGAUUCCUUAAAGACCUAAAACAGAAAUAUCUUUUGAUCCAAUAAUCCCAUCACUGAGCAUACACCCAAAGCAAUAUUAACCAUUCUGUCAUAAAGACACACACACGUAUGUUCAUUGCAGCACUGUUCACAAUUGCAAAGACAUAGAAUCAACCUAAAUGCCCAUCAGUGGUAGACUGGAUAAAGAAAACUAGGAAUACUAUGCAGCCAUUAAAAAGAAUGAGAUCAUGUCCUUUGCAGGAACAUGGUCGGAGCUGGAGGCCAUUAUCCUUAGCAAACUAACACAGGAACAGAAAACCAAAUACCUCAUGUUGUUACUUAUAAGUGGGAGCUAAAUUAUGAGAACAUAUGGGCACAUAGAGGUGAACAACACACACUGGGGCCUAUCAGAGAGUAGAGUCUAGGAGGAGGAGAGGUUGAGGAAAAAUAACAAAUGGGUACUAGGCUUAGUACCUGGGUGAGGAAAUGAUCUGUACAACAAACCCCCAUGGCACAAUGGCUCAAACCUCUAAUCCCAGCACUUUGGGAGGCUGAGGCGGGCAGAUCACCUGAAGUCAGGAGUUCGAGACCAGCCUGGCCAACAUGGUGAAACCUUGUCUCUACUAAAAAUAUGAAAAUUAGCCAGGUGUAGGAGUGCACACCUGUAAUCCCAGCUACUCAGGAGGCUGAGGCAGGAGAAUUGCUUCAGGGGGGUGGAGGUUGCAGUGAGCUGAGAUGACACCAUUGCACUCCAGCCUGGGCAACAGAGCGAGACUCCAUCUCAAAACAACAGGAACAACAGCAAACCCAUGACACAGGUUUACCUGUAUAACAAACCUAUGCCCUUGAACUUGGAAGCUAAAUUUUUAAAAAUGUAAAUUAAAACAGCAGGAUAUUGUUAUUUUUACCUAUUAGAUUGGCAACAAGUAAAAGGGAUUACAAAAAUCUGGAUUUGGCAAGAUUUGUAGGAAAUGUAUAUUCACACACUGAUAAUGAGAAUAUAAAUUGGCAUAACUUUUUUGAAGGUCAAUUUGGUAAAACAUUCAUAUCUGUUAAAAUACCCUUUAAUUCAGACAUUCCGCUCUGAGGAGUUUUUUUGUACGGAUAUACCUACCCAGGCACGCCAGGAUGUAUGGCUGAAAAUAUUCAUUGUAGUAUGGUCUGGAAAAGAAAUUUUAAAAAUGAAAUGAAAAAAGUAAAAUAGGCUGGGCACGGUGGCUCACCCCUGCAAUCCCAGCACUUUUGGAGGCCAAGGCGGGCAGAUCAUAAUGUCAGGAGUUCGAGACCAUCCUGGCCAACAUAGUGAAUAUCUGUACUAAAAAUACAAAAAUUAGCUGGUCAUGGGGUCGCCCAGCUGUAAUCCCAGCUACUCAGGAGGCUGAGGUAGGAUAAUCACUUGAACCCAGGAAGUGGAGGUUGCACUGAGCUGAGAUUGCACCACUGCACUCCAACCUGGUGACAGAGUGAGUCUGUCUCAAAAAAACAUUAAAAUAUAAAAAUAAAAUUGGAUUUCUUGCUGGUCAUGGUGGCUCAUGCCUGUAAUCCCAGCACUUUGGGAGGCUGAGGCGGGUGGAUCAUCUGAGGUCAGAAGUUGGAGACCAGCCUGACCAAUAUGGUAAAACCCUGUCUUUAAAAAAGUAAAAAAUAAAAUAAAAUAAAAUUGGAUUUCUUGUUUUA